This is a messenger RNA of Sipha flava (yellow sugarcane aphid), 1628 nucleotides long. RefSeq names its product alpha-tocopherol transfer protein-like. Gene Ontology annotation, molecular function: phosphatidylinositol bisphosphate binding. The coding region runs from base 445 to 1362 and encodes 305 amino acids. The transcript is spliced from 7 exons. NCBI's taxonomy places the organism in Eukaryota, Metazoa, Arthropoda, Insecta, Hemiptera, Aphididae. The record is from RefSeq and is a predicted model, not a curated record. Gene Ontology annotation, cellular component: membrane.
CAAGUGCGUGCGCGCGCGUGUGUGCGCGCGCUCGCGCGUAUAUAUAUACGUAUUAUCACGUUGCGCACAGGUCGUCGGCGUGUCGCAACUAUUAUUACUACCGUUGUAUUCGAACGUUUGCGUGUCGAUUCGCUCGAGUCGAAGCAGCAGCGUUCACGCGCGUACACGCAGCACACCGGUUCGUCGAUCGAUCACCGGGACCGCCGAUCGCGUCGCCACAACCGUCGUCGGUUCUGCUCGCAACCGCGUGAACAACCGUCAGUCGUCGUCGAGUUUGCACGCGGCCAGAGACCAGUGGUGGAUCUCGGGCGAGCGACGGAAAUAAAUACGUUUCGAAUUCGACCGUCGAACGCCGUCGGGUCCGUUCAGCAGCCGGGACGGGUACGGGACGGAAACAAACGCGUAUUACUACGUUUGGACAAUCGCCCGCGGAGACGACGUGCGAUGGAAGUCGACGCCGAAGGGCCCGUACUGAGAAUGGGAUCCGGAUACGCGCUCCGGUUCGAGGACGAUUCGGAUUUCGAGGAAGCGUUCUUGGAGCGCGCGAAAAACGACUUGGGCGAGACGCCGGAGCGGCGGGCCGAAGGUCUCGAGGAACUCCGCAGGCUCAUCAGAGAAGAGAAAAACCUCUACUUGCCCACUGACGAAUCCACAGAACUGUAUUUGUUAGCCUAUUUGAGAGUCUGCAAAUUCUUCCCAGAGAGUGCGUUCAAAAGAGUGAAAAAUUUAUACAAAUUGCGUCAGAAAAAUCCUAAGUACUGUAACGACCUUCUACCGAGCUUGGAGCGAAAUGUCUUUGCACAAAAUAUUCUGACCGUUUUGCCAAACCGUGACCAAUACGGAAGGCGAAUACUUCUCACAGAAAUUGGACAGAGAUGGAAAGUGAAAAACUGCUCGCUAGUCGAAAUAUUCCGAGGUAUCGAGCUAGUGAUGGAAGCGGCCAUUCUUGAGCCAAGAACUCAAAUAUCGGGCACUGUACUGUUGGUGGACUUUGUUGGGCUGUCCAUCAACCAAGUGUGGCAGUUUACGCCGAAUUUCGCCAAAAUGGUUCUGGAUUGGAUACAGUACUCGAUGCCGGCUAGACUUAAGGAAGUCCAUAUCAUAAAUCAACCAUACAUAUUCAAUAUGGUAUUUGGAAUGUUUAAACCAUUUAUGCAAGAGAAGUUGAGAAAUCGAAUGUUUUUGCACGGUUAUGAUAAUUCGUCGUUGCUAGAGCAUUUGGAUGCCAAAUGUUUACCAACUAAAUACGGUGGUCUCAUGGACAUUGAAACCAACCAAGGCAUAGAUUUAUGGAAUUUACUGUGUUAUUACGAGGGAAACUAUCAAGUUUCAAAUGAAUUUGGUUACAAAAAGAAGAAAUAAAUCGGAACUCGUGAAUAUCUGUUGACUGUUGUACAAGCACACGUUUUUUAUUUUAUUUCAUGUUAUUCAUACUAAUUAAAUAUUAAUAUUUUAAUAAUUCGUUAUUGGGUUAUGAUCCAAAAAGUAUACAGUAAUUUUGUGAAUAUCUAAUUCGAUUGUUAUGUGUUUAUUUAAAUAGUAUAUAUAUUAUAUUUAUUAUAUCAUAGUUAUAUACAUCCAUCUAAACACCCAGGCAAUGAAUAAAUGAACUCAUUAAAAUUAUCAUC